CUCACAUGCACAUCAGACACGGAGCAUCCUGAAACAGCGCUGGGAACCCAUUCACAGCACAGCUUCUUUUUUUUUUUACAGGACGAUAAAAAAUAUAUAAAUAAAUAAAUAAAAGAAAAGAAAGUCAUAGUGUUCGAUUAGUGACGAGAAAGCAGUGCAAAUUUACUCCGUCUUUUGGUGACAUUUUGCGUAAAAACCUUGGCAGGAUCCAGAACGGGACAGGCAAGCCAACAAAACCUGAACGUGUUUCUGCGCGCGUGCGAGCUGAUGAAGAAAUCACCCGACAAUCAUCUCCAGCCUGGGGGACACAGAUAUUUCUGAUUUUCUCAUGUUUCACCCGACAAAUGCUUCAACUCAACCGUGCAGAUAAGCUGUGGCAUUGAACUCAAAAGCAACCCUCGCACACACUUACAGGAGGAGGAUGUUGAUGAAGGAGUACAGAAUAUGCAUGCCGCUCACCGUGGAAGAGUACAGGAUUGGGCAGCUGUACAUGAUCAGCAAACACAGCCACGAGCAGAGCGAUCGAGGCGAGGGAGUGGAGGUGGUACAGAACGAGCCGUUUGAGGACCCUACAUACGGUUCUGGCCAGUUCACAGAGAAACGUGUCUAUCUCAACAACAAGCUUCCCAGCUGGGCGCGAGCCGUUGUUCCCAAGAUCUUCUAUGUAACGGAGAAGGCAUGGAACUAUUACCCCUACACAAUCACCGAGUACACAUGUUCUUUCUUGCCGAAGUUUUCCAUUCACAUAGAGACAAAAUAUGAGGACAACAACGGCUGCAAUGACAAUAUCUUUGACGAGCCCAGAGAUGAGGACACUGAGGUGUGUUUCAUUGACAUUGCAUAUGAUGAAAUCCCAGAGCGCUACUACAAAGAAUCUGAGGACCUGCGCAGCUUUAAGUCAGAGAAGACAGCACGGGGUUUGCUGCAGGAGGGCUGGAGAGACACUCAGGACCCCAUCAUGUGCUCCUAUAAGCUAGUGACGGUGAAGUUCGAGGUGUGGGGGCUGCAGACACGUGUGGAGCAGUUUGUUCACAAGGUGAUAAGGGACGUGUUGUCCCUAGGUCACAGGCAAGCCUUUGCCUGGGUGGAUGAGUGGAUUGACAUGACAAUGGAGGAGGUGAGAGAGUACGAGCGUGCCACACAGGAAGCCACCAAUAAGAAGCUAGGUACAUUUCCCCCAGCCAUCAACAUCAGUGAGACGCCCCUGCCAUCAUGCGCCCAUAGCGGACCAUCCAGUGCCCCAUCCACCCCGCUCUCCACAGAAGCCCCGGACUUCCUCUCUGUGCCCAAAGAUAGACCGCGCAAGAAAUCAGCGCCGGAGACACUCACGCUCCCCGAUCCGGCCAGACGAGACUCCGGCUAUCGGCUGCCGAGCCUCUUCUCCUGGGGCUCCAGCUCACGUCAGCCUGAAUGACCCAUCCAGGGAAGAGCCCAAGCUCAGUAAUGCAGCUGUCAGAAACCUGUCUGCUAGGCACACACACACAGCAAGCCAGUCUCUGUUUUAAUCUAGGAGAGACACAAAUACACACGCAAAGUGGCUUUCCAACCUCGCCAAGCUUUUACUCUACACAGAGGUUCAGUCGAGAUCUUAUCUGCUGUUGAAAAGUGCAUUCCAGCUUUUCAAAAGAAACUUAGUUCACAGUUUACAAUAACUCAGGAGUUGUGUUUUUCUUUUUAUUCCUACUACUAGUAAUGUAGUUUUGUUAUUUCAGAUGAACUGACUGGGUAUGCUAUUCGGGGUGGAAUAAUCAGUACAAAGUAAAUGCUUUUAAUGGAAUAGAACCUGAUCCACUUUCUAAAAUAAUAGAGUUUUCAACAUAUCAAUGUCCUUUUGAGUAGAUACUGGUGUUUUUUUUGUUUUGUUUUUUUGAUUGAUUGAUUGACUGGAUUGGCACAGCUGUCCAGUACAAAUAAAGGUUGCUGAGUAUUAUAAUAAAUAUACUACUACAGUUCAUAAAAAUCCUGUUCAGGAAUGGACUGAUUCUGCAAAGCAGAAAAAAAAUGUUCCUUAUUCCUAACAAUAAUAUCAGCACUGAAAACCACUGGACCUACUGUUGUGUCUCUGUCUAUUGCUGGAUAUGUGGACUACCAAGUUUCUGUAUAUACUGUAUCUUAUGAUCAUCUUUAAUUAAUCAUCACCUAUUAUCCUUUAACACGUUACCAUUUAGGAUAAUUGAGUAUAUUGUAUUUCCCAUGCUAUUUCCAUGGUUUAACAGUAUGUGGUGCAUUGUUGUAUGUAAAUAGAAAAAUCCUAUUUCCAAGGAAUGCUUUCUGGGAAGUCUUGAAUGCUGUAUACUCUUCAUGUGAAAAGGAAUGCUUGCUGUUGGACAACGUGUACUUUGUGAAUGUAAAUGGCUUGUUGCUUUCAGAUUGAUCACAUAAAAUCGCUUUCAUUCUUUUCUAACUGAUGCCAGCAUCAAGCACAUGGCCAUAUGAAAUCAAUUCUUUGAUGUAAAAAGCUGGUAAUAAAAUAAAGCUUUAACUCUC
Messenger RNA from Hemibagrus wyckioides, 2487 nucleotides. It is a transcript of the gene pitpnc1a, whose product is annotated as phosphatidylinositol transfer protein cytoplasmic 1a. The record is from RefSeq and is a predicted model, not a curated record. Gene Ontology annotation, cellular component: cytoplasm. Gene Ontology annotation, biological process: phospholipid transport. Lineage: Eukaryota; Metazoa; Chordata; Actinopteri; Siluriformes; Bagridae. Gene Ontology annotation, molecular function: phosphatidylinositol binding; phosphatidylinositol transfer activity. The coding region runs from base 422 to 1414 and encodes 330 amino acids. The transcript is spliced from 10 exons.